Molecule: messenger RNA, 1747 nt
Organism: Momordica charantia (bitter melon)
Lineage: Eukaryota; Viridiplantae; Streptophyta; Magnoliopsida; Cucurbitales; Cucurbitaceae
Source: RefSeq, a predicted model, not a curated record
GAGCAUAAGAGCAAAGUGAAGGGGAAAAUGCAUGCUUGUGGCCAUGAUGCUCAUGUUGCUAUGCUCCUUGGCGCUGCUAAGAUUCUGCAUCAACUGCGACAGAAAUUACAGGGCACUGUUGUUCUUAUAUUUCAGCCGGCAGAGGAGAGAGGAGGAGGAGCAAAAGACAUGAUAAAAGAAGGCGUUCUUGAUGAUGUUGAGGCUAUAUUUGGGCUGCACCUUGUGCAUAAAUAUCCGGCAGGUGUUGUCGCUUCACGUCCCGGCGAAUUUCUUGCGGGAUGUGGAAGCUUCAAAGCAAAGAUAAAGGGGAAAGGAGGACAUGCAGCAAGCCCACAGCAUUCAAUUGAUCCCGUUUUGGCAGCUUCAUCAGCAAUUAUUAGUCUCCAAAACAUUGUCUCGAGAGAGAUUGACCCUUUAGAUUCCCAGUUGCAGGUGGUCUCUGUGGCUAUGGUUCAAGCAGGAACUGCACUCAAUCUCAUUCCGAAUUCGGCCACCAUUUCUGGUACCUUCAGAGCUUUCAGCAAGGAGAGCUUCAAUGCUCUCAGAGAUAGGAUAGAAGAGGUCAUAAAUGGGCAGGCAGUGGUGCAUCGAUGCACCGCAGAGAUUGAUUUUAUGGGCAAGGAACACCCCACGAUUCCUCCAACUAUAAACGACAAGAACGUUUACGAACGUGUUCGACGUGUCUCUAUGGAAAUUGUAGGAAGAGAAAAAACAGAAGUAUCUCCAAGCUUCAUGGGAAGUGAAGAUUUUGCCUUCUUUUUAGACAGAGUCCCGGGAUCAUUCUUUUUUCUUGGGAUAUAUAAUGAGAAGAUAGGAGCUAUACACCCUCCACACAGCCCUCAGUAUACAAUUGAUGAAAGUGUGCUUCCUAUUGGUGCAGCAAUUCAUGCAGCAUUUGCAUAUUCAUAUCUUUUGAAUUCAUCAUCGACAUCCCAUUCUUAGCAUGACCACGAAUUGGUGCAGCAAUUAGUGCACUAAAUUAUCUUUCAGUUCAUCUUUUAAAUUCAUCAUCAACAUCCCAUUCUUACCAUGAGUUGGUGCAGCAAUUAGUGCACUAAAUAAUCUUUCAGUUCAUCUUGUAACUCAGUUUUUGUUUCCCUGUUCUGCAUCUUGAAUAGGGGAAUUAUUUUAGUUCUAGGUCCUGGAAUGUUAUGUUCAACAUUAAUAUUGUUUUGAAACCCGUUCUCGGGUCUGAACAGAUUGGCAUGGUAUAAAAUAUGAUUGUUCUUAGUUAUCACAAGACAGUUUGCUUUCAGUUUCGUUAGUUGAUGUUUGUCCCAAAUAACUCAUUUGGAUUGUGGAAUAUUAUUAUAACAUGUCAACAAAAAAAGCCUGAUAAUCAGGUGAAGAGGAGAAGGAUAACAAAACCCAAAGAGACAAGGAACACCCAGAGCCUGAAGGCAACAGAAAAGUAAGAGAGCUAUGGAACAUGAAAUAUCUCAGAUUCUUUCCUUGACAAUGAAGAUGGUAAGAAGGAUAAGCAGGAGGCCAAGUGCCAACGAUGGACUGGUAAAGCCGGUGUUGGAGCCGAGGGAUGGCGGUGGCAGUGGCGAUUGUGAGGGGGAUGGGGGCAUGUACAUGCCAGCCAUAGAAUCAUCUGCUGCAACUGCAACUGCAACUAAGGCGAGAAGAAGAGCAGAAGAGGUUGUGAAUAUGACGAGCUUAUUAGCCAUAUGGUACAAGUGUUUUGGAGUGGUUUGAUGAAAGCGUGAAAGUUUCUAAGUUUGUUGCUUCUUUCAUAGUGUAA